GGGAGGAAGGGAAGGGGGCAUGAAGGGGGAGGGAGCAGGAAAGCGAGAAGAGGAAAGAAGAAGUGAAGUUAAAACUCUCAAUUCUUAUCAACUUUAUCAACACAUUCUGUACCGGGACGGGGAGAACUUUCGAUAUCUUCUUCCCGUUUCAUGUUGCAUUUUUAUGAGCGUGUGCGGCGGCAACUCUGAGGACAAGACGAAGGGAAGAAGACGGGAGGAAGAGAGCUGUGCAUGCUGGGAGGUGAGGAAAACCGCACAGGGCAGCAGCAGCAGCAACUGCGCACACGCUCUGACUGACUCGGCAACGUGUGUGUGUGUGUGUGUGUGUGUGUGUGUGCUCACGUGCACGCUGGUGUUUUUAGGGUGACUCACAAGCAACCUGUGUUGGCCACUGGGAGAUGUGGUAAGGAAAUGCUACACAAGCACCAGCACGCGAGCACAUACGAAGGGGCGCUCUAACGAGUCAUGAUCAAGUACUUCACAGAAAGGCAAUAAAGGAGUAUCAUAGCCACAGUGACAUUUUAUUAUUAUUAUUAUUAUUUUACAUUAAGGACAAACAUUUUCAGAAAACAUUUUUAUUAUAUUCAAAAUUUUUGUUAUAUCAUUAUAAGACAUUAAUUACUUUUUCACAGAAUGAAUUAUCAAAUGAAUAAAAAUUGAUGGGUAAUAUAUACAAUUCAUUAUUAUUUUAUAAUAAUUUUAUUAAUAUUUUUGUAUAUUCUGUUUUAAUUUUUUUUUUUAGAAAACUACAUUUUCGGAGAGAAAAUGAUUAAUAUUAUAAAAUCCGUAAAUCCAUAAUAAUCUGAUCCAAAAGUUGAGACUGGACAAGUCCCAAGUUUCUCAAGAAAAGAGGUGACUUGAAAACGUCUCUCAAUGCUAAGUAGCUUUAGCAUUUUAGCUUUAGGUUUUCUACAGCAUCUGUAACGUCUAAUGUGGCCACUAUUAGCAACGCCGCUUCCUGUAUGCACACUCUAUAAUGCUACACAGACAAGCGCUGAUGCUCCAUGACUUACACAAAAUAAACAUCUGUGACAUCACAAAGGGGCAGUUUGACCACGCCUUUUGAAACCGAGUGUUUCGAGCCAUCCCAAACUUUCUUUCAGGGCUCACUUCCAAAUGUGCAGACCUCCAUAUCUGAAACUUUGGCAUGGUUUAACACCAGAAUACGACAUUCUAACUACAUUUAUUGGUCAGAAAAGUGGAAGAAACAUAAUCGGUCUCAUUUUAAGAAGUCCUUUUCAAACAAGCAUUUUCAUUUUUACCAGGAAAAUGCAACAUUUUCAGAAAAUAAAACAUUAUAGCGCGAUAUUCUCCUUGUCUUAAUGACUUCCUUUCGUCUAAUUCUACAUUUGUCCCUUUUUUGUGUGACAGUCAUCCUCUAUAAAUCCAUCAAGGGAACAUUUGGAAGGGUUUUUGCUGUUAAUCCGUUUUAAAUAGUGAUGCAUUCAAUUGAAAGCAAAAAGUACAACAUGAUCAUUUUAAGACACGUAGAACACAGGAAUGGGAUGACGGCAACAACAAAAAUUUAGCUUAAAAAAAUAUCAUCAAAAAUAUCAAAUCAUAAACACUUGGAGAUACCCGCGUAUACCAGUAUACCCGCGACCCUAGUGAGGAUAAGUAGCAUUAAAAAUGGAUGUCUGAUCCGUAACGCAGUCCACUAAACAUUGUGGCAGCGGCGUUCAGACUCUACGCAGCCCUUUGCUCCAGUGCGUCAUGCGUGUAUUCACACCUCUUCUUCAUGCUGUGGGCUACCUUCCACUCAUCACAGCACAGCAAAGGGUGUUUGAUUUGGAUCCUUCACAUUUUAGCUCUGCUGAAUAAAGACGCCUGCAGUGGCCAAACGCGGUACUGCAGCGCCUGUAGUGUCAUUUGAGGACUCCCGUGGAUGUCUUUGGGUGACUUCCUCUGCGUUUCCACAACCUUCCAGCUUCCUUUUUUUUUGCACUUUUGCUUCAGCGCCGAUGGCUGCCACUCUGCUGGGACAACCUCUCCUCAAGGUCGCACCGUGUGACCUCGUGUCAUCCUCACAGAAGGGAGGGUGAACGAUGUCUGUCCUCGAUGCACUCGUUCGCUUCUCGGGUUACCAAACACGAGUAAAGCAGCAGCAACGCGGGCAAUCAAGCCCCCGCGCUGCCAGCCCUUCUUGCCUCACUUAUUCCACAUCUCCAUCUCCCCCCGGAGCGCUAAUGUGCGGCGGGAGCAUCCUGCUGUGCGUACACAUGUACAUAGCUAAACUGAGGUUGCGAGAGGCUGAGGGGAGGGGGGGGACGGGCAGGAAACAGGAAACAGGGAUGGGGGAGGCGUCAGACGUGUGUGUGUGUUACAGAGAGAGAGAGUGAUGCUGGGAGAUGGUAAGGGCGAGAAUGGGAGGCAGCGUCACCCACCCAGACAGGGAAGGGAGGGAGGGCAGGACAGACGGCGUGGAAGUGGAGGGACAGACGAGGGGAGCGCACGAUGAAGUAGUGCCAUUGUCCGCCCCGGCGGCGCUGCCAUUUCACCAUCUGCCGAGAGCGAGGGAGCAAAGGAGGACGCGGAGGAGAGGGGAGGACAGUGACUUUGUCAAUCGAUCCAGCGCAUCAGAGGAGCGGCACGGCUUUGUUUUGUUUUUGUCCGGGGAGUGGACGCUUCGGACGUAGCGGCGGGAAGACGAAGACGAAGGCGAAGAUGUCCAGCAUGUGUGUCAUGUGACUAUGGAGGCCAGUUUAAAAGAUGUCACCUCUGUUUUUUUAUUAACUCAUUAGAACAAUGACUGCACUUUUUUCCUCUUGUUGACUUCCUGUUGUGUCCGAGUGUAUGAUUGCUGCCGGAAUGUCUUACAGUCCUUACUUUUAAAUAUCCAGGUUGUUUUUAUGCAAGUUUUACACUUUAAUUAUGGCCGACUUUUAGCAGACGCGCUAGUCGCCGAGCCGGUUGCAUGCCGCCGACGUGUCCUGUCAACAUUGAUUGGCUUUUAUAGCAUCUGGCGCGACGCCGCUGCAACUUUGAUCAUUUCCUGAAAGCUAUUGAUCUUUCAGGGGCGGGCGGGCGGGCAGACGUGGGGGGGGGGGCGAGUUAGGAGUUUUGUGCUCCUGUUGUACCGGACAAAUUAAUAACAACACGUGGAGACUUUGGAUGCUGCCAAAGCUCUUUUUUUUCUGACGACUCAGCAUCUCUUUUUUAUUGUCUGUUGCCAUGGCGACGGGCUGCAGCUGCAGACGGAGCAAAAAUGUGAAAGUUCUUUGUGCGAUGUCUUAAACCCGGUGCUGCUCGAGUGUGCCGUUUUUUUUUUUUUCAGACGCCUGCGUUCACCAGUCUGAGAGAAUCAGGGUUGUUUCAGGUCACCUGCCCCCCCCCUCCCACAGUCUCCCCCCCACCCUCCCUCCCUCGUCAGUCUGCGUGUUCACCCAACGGCGAGUCUCCACAGCCGUCUUUGUCCUCACCUCACCUUUAGUAAAAAUCAACGGGAGCCGGCCUCGAUGCAGCUAAUUCUUCAUCGUUCCCAGACUGUUGGUGUAGCCGACUCAGGAUCCCCCCCCCCCAUGUAGGGGGUCGUCACCUGACCUACACUGUCCCCCCCGUGUCAGAUCAUCUUUUCUAAUGUUUUCUAAUUAAGGACAUUUGUAUUCGGGGCUUGCUAAACUGUUUGAAUGCAAUGCAAAGCCGGGCCGCCGUUACCCGCCAUACUUCUUUCUCGGCUUCCUGGAGACCAUCCCGGGCUGUCUCGCAGCACACGCGUGUGAGCGGAUCCUCCACGGUGCUUCUAACCCACGACCAGAUGGAUGACUAGCACACGCGUUGCUAGACAAUCCCUCUGUGGUGCUAGACUAGUGGUUGUGGGUUGUUUUUUUUUUUUGUUUUUUUUAUAUCACCCACGACCAAGCUGGUGCAUGGGACAUCAGCUUAUUUGGUGCCAAGCCGUGGUGCCGGUGUUCUGCAGGCGAGGUUGACUGUUUCCUUUUGAGGAACGUACGGGGAACCGUGCGUGUAAACAGACUGUUUGACUUUAAGGUUGGACUAUGCAGUCAGUAGACAGGAACAUGGUUGAUCUGUGGCGGGCCUGCUCUUCCCUCAGGUAACUGGCGUUGAAAGACGAGGGGCGGCGGCGGUUUCGUGAGAGUACUCCAAAAUCAGGUCUCAUUACUAUCACAACAACCCGCUGGCCUUCACUAGCCAAUGACCUGCAUCCUCUAGUGUUACAUCACCACCGUGCUACUGUGUGUGUGUCAGGACUUAUCACUUGGUGCUCCGUUGGUGACUAACUCCGAACCACGACGGCCUCACUUCUUUUCAGCCAUAUCAGGAACUUCAGUCAGGAAUGCUUAGCUCAGUCUUAACUUUUUUUAGCGUUGAUUUCUGGUGUCUAAACAUGUCUGGGCGCUAGUAGCAGUAUCCAGGUGAAGCGAGAGGGGGGGUGGCCGAGCUGGGGCGGUUCAUACUUCUAUAAAACGAGCCGUUAAAACAGGGCAAGCCUGGAGAACGGACAAGCAGCCGCGGGAGGGGGAGAGGGGGAGAUCAUCUGGAAGAGGCGAGAGGAAGUGGUGGCGCGGGAGAGGGCGGAGGCGCUGGAGAGACAGAGGCUGGCCGAGUACAUUGUGUGGAGGAAGCGGGAAGACUUCCAGGAGAGGCGAGGAGACCGGGAGAGGAGGGACAGGAGCGCCGAGAAAGACGGCAAGGAGGCCGAGCCAGAAGUCAUCUGGAAGAAGAGGCAGGAAGACGACGCGGAGAGGGAGAGAGCGAGGGACGUUCAGGGCGGACACCAGAUUGUUUGGAGGAGGAAGAAUUAAGUGUGCUUUUAAAAAACAAAACAAAACAAGGGUGCUGUUACCAGGAGUUGGACACUAGCCAUACUAUAUUAGUAAGCCUGCUUUCUCUUUUUUUGGCCCAUGCGGGGUUGCAGGUGUGUGUUGUCUUGACCAGUGGACGCCGCGUGUGUGUGUGUGUGUGUGCGUCGCCUUGUUAGUGCGCACGACCCCCUUGCGAUUCCGCUCGCUGGCUGCUAAUAGGGUUUUUAUGGGCUUGUGUCAAGCUGGACAAAGCUGCCGAGGGAGCUGCUUCACACACACACACACACACACACACACACAUAUGCAAAGGGGGGGUGCCGAGAGACAAUCACUUGCGUUGAUUCUCCGCCGUGUCGCUGAGAGCCAUUAACAAAAUAGUCCCAGAUAUUGUUUUUUUUCCAAGAUGGCCAAUUCACUUGACCCAGACGUCACGAGCUGAUCAACACACAAUGAACUCCGAUGUCAACAUGGCGACGCUCACGACAAACUCUUUGCAUCCGUAUCCCGUCGUCACCAGGAGCGCCGUUUUUUUUUCUAAAAGACCUUUUUAACCCCGCUUUUGUUGUGGAUGAAGCCAUCUUUGAAACGGUGCGCUCCGCACCGGACAGAUGGGAGGGACACUUUGAAUCCCGGAAGAAAGAGACUUUGAUUAAAUAAAAAAAAAAAAAAGAAAACUUCACCAGAACCUGCAUGGACUUGUGAAGACCUAGAAACUGAUAAGUCGCUAUGGAACUUGUCCCAAAAACCAAGUACACCCACUUCAGGAGUGAAUCCCUGAGCUCCACCGACGAGACAAACUCCAACCCAUCAUCCUUCCCCGCUUCCAGCCCCGCCACCCCGCUCACUCCUUCUCCUGGCUUACCUUCUUCUCUGUCCUCCUCUUCUCUGACUCCCAUCCUGCCCCCCUCUUCUCCUCGCCCGCCCGAGAACAGCCCCACCACUCUUUGCUCCUUCUUCCCAAGAAUGGGCUCCCUUCGCCUGGGCGUCUCCGCCACUCUUCUCCCAGGCCUCAAGGCGGCCUCCGGCAGGCAUCCCCAAGCGUCUGUGCACUCUCCAGGGGACGACAGGAGCAGCUCCAGCUCCUCCCCGCCGCCGCCGCCGCCGCAUCACCCGUUGCCCCCUUUAACCGCUCCUUCUCCUCCUCCUCGACCUCCCCUGCAGGACAUGAACCGGCUGGGGGGGGCAUCCAGGAGGGCCCGGGUAGAGGGAGCUCAGCUGGGAGGAGACGAGUGGACGCGUCACGGCUCCUUUGUAAACAAGCCCACCCGGGGAUGGCUGCACUCCGACAAUGUGGUCAGCACCACCGGCGUCUCCUACACUGUACGGUACAUGGGGUGCGUGGAGGUGCUACAAUCCAUGCGAGCGCUGGACUUCAACACCAGAACUCAGGUCACCAGGGAGGCUAUCUCGGUGGUGUGCGAGGCUGUGCCUGGAGCCAAAGGAGCGCAGCGCAGGAGAAAGCCGUCCUCCCGCUGCCUCACGUCUAUUCUGGGCAAGAGCAACCUGCAGUUUGCUGGCAUGACAAUCAGCCUCACCAUCUCCACCAGCAGCCUCAACCUGCUGGCGUCCGACUGCAAACAGAUAAUCGCCAAUCAUCACAUGCAGUCCAUCUCCUUUGCCUCUGGAGGAGACCCAGACACGGCUGAGUACGUAGCAUAUGUGGCCAAAGACCCUGUCAACCAGAGAGCAUGUCACAUUCUCGAGUGUUCCGAGGGUUUAGCCCAGGAAGUCAUCAGCACCAUCGGCCAGGCCUUUGAGCUGCGUUUCAAACAGUACCUGAAGAACCCGCCCAAACUGGUCACGCCUCAUGACAGAAUGGCUCCAUUUGAUGGCUCUGCAUGGGAGGAAGAGGAUGACGAGGCUGCUCCCUUGCCCGAGGUCCCGUACUAUAAUAAUUUUCCUGGUAAACAGCCUCCCCCUGGUGGUCUGGUUGACAUGAGAACACGUCCGGGCGCCACACUGCCUUACGGACAGCCGGGUCAGAAUGAGAUUCACAAGCAGCCUCUGCCGCCUCUGCCAGUCUGUGCCAAAGAAGGAGGACGAGAACUGUUUGAUGACCCUUCUUACGUCAACGUGGAUAAGCCCCGCCCACCGGUUGCCUCAAAUGGAAACGCUCACAGAGAUGCUUUUGACAUGAAGCCGUUCGACGACGCGCUAGGGGGCUCCGGGCCGGGCUCCGCGACAGCAGCGCCCCCUCUGGUGGAGCAGUUACAGUGCGAGACCUGGUUCCACGGCAGCUUGAGUCGCAGGGAAUCCGAGAGGCUGCUGAACCGAGACGGGGACUUUCUGGUGCGAGAGUCGGGGACCACGCCCGGACAGUACGUCCUCACGGGGCAGCAGGGCGGACAAGCCAAACAUUUGCUUCUGGUCGACCCGGAGGGAGUGGUUCGUACGAAAGACCAUCGGUUCGAGAGUGUGAGUCACCUGAUCAGCUACCACAUGGACAACAGACUCCCCAUCGUGUCGGCGGGGAGCGAAGUGUGUCUGCAACAGCCGGUGGAGCGCAGAGCAUGAUAGCCUUCAUCCCUAAGCUCCGCCCCCCCCCCCCGAUACCAGCACGCUCGCUCCAAAACGUCAUUACACACAACGGAAACCACGCCCCUAAAAGAACCCCCAUCUCUGCCGUGCUGCUGUUGUAAACCAAACUGUGAAUCGCAGUCCCUCCACCAAACGACACCGACGGUGAAGCAGGGAGGAGCCGGGAAAAGAAAAUGCAAUUCCUUAAAAAAAAAAAAAAAAAAAAUGUCUUAAUUCCAAAGUGGAGUUCGGAACCGCUCGGAACGAUGUGGAAAACUAAAGCAAUGGAACAACAUGAGCUCGCAUGCGUUCAUGGCCAGACGGCUUUUCGUCUUUUUAAUCCUCAAAACAAAAACUCUCUCUUCAAGCUUGGAGAGCAUUUCCAUCAACCACCCCCCCCCCACAGACCCCCACACCCCCUUUUUAGGACCGGUGAUGAGCAUGGAUGCAAACCUGGGACUGUUAUGCCAAUCAUCAUCAUCAUCAUCAUGUAUUCAUUUUUUAAUAUUCAACGUCAUGCCAAAGACAAAAUGGAAGAGUCCAAUUCAUAGAAACGGGACUUCCUGUCAACGGUGCGAUGAUGACGUCACCCGCAAGACACCCGACUCGUUUGCAUCGACAAUCCACGUUUAUGCAAGAAGUACAUGAAAACAACGGCUCAACGGAAAAGGACCCACUUGGAAUUUGUCUCUGCAAAAAUGAAAUGCUGCGUAUAUCAACCAGGUAGCAAGUAGUAGUAGUAGUAGUAGUAGUACUAGUAGUAGUAGUAGUACUAGUCAUGUGAUGUUCCAAUGCCAACUGCACUGCAAAUACUUUUCAACAAUCAAAAUCACAACUCUGGAUUUUUUUUUUUUAACUUUAAUCAUGAUUUGGAGUGCAUGAGAAAGUGGACAAGAUCAAGACCAACUGGAGCCAACUGCUCAUUUUAAAGCGUAUGCAGAACCUCGGUUUUUUAACGUUCAUCUGUCCCAAAAGCGAAGUUUAUGAAAACAAACUGCAUAGGAAAUCAUGUCCAUCUAAAAAUUUGUUCUUUUUUAAUCUUUUUUAAUCUUUUUUAAUCUUUUUAAUCAGGUGCUAAUUGGAGGCUGUUGUGGCUGUUUACUUUCUGCUCUGUGGGUUCAGUCAAUAGAUGAAGUGAUAUAUUACUUAAGACAGGGGUGUCCAAGGUGUGUCCCGAGGGCCAUUUGUGGCCUGCGUUUUUUUUUUUUUGGCACAUUCCAAAAAUAAAACGGCAGCAAAUGGGGGGGAAAAAUUAUUUUAAAAAUGUUACAAAAAAUAAAGUCCAAAUAGUAUGAGACAAAGGUUGUACUCUAACAAGAAAAACUGUAAUUUUACUACAAUGAUGUUGUAUUAUUAUAAGGAAAAAAAUAUGUAAUUUUAGUAGUAUAGUGUUGAAAUAUAAUAAAUUUUUUUUUUUAGAAAGAAGUCAUAAUUCCUUGCCCCGACCUUCCCCCACCUGUUUAAAUCCGUUUUUGAUGCGCCCCUCCCCGCUUUUAGCCUUGUUUUAGCUCUGAAUGAAUGUAUGGAUAUUGUAUUUUAAUGAAAAAUGUAUUUAAUGUAUUUUAAUCUUUUACUCUGGUUUUAACUCAACUCUAUUUUUAGUUCUUUUUCUCUACUGUAAAGCGUCUUUGAGUACUCUGAAAAGCGCUAUAGAAAUAAAAUGUAUUAUUAUUUAUUAUUAAAAUUGAUUAAAAUAAUUAAAAAAGUUAUUAUGUGAAUAAAGUCAAAAUUAUGAGGAGAAGAAGAAGAUUUAAGUGCAUACAUUUAGAAAAGUUGAAUAAUGAGGUUGGGGAAAAUGUUUUAAAAUAUUUUGGUGAUAUUACGAAAAGAAUAUUCUUUAGCAAAAAAGCGCUAUACAAAUAAAAUGUAUUAUUAUUUAUUAUUAAAAUUGAUUAAAAUAAUUUAAAAAGUUAUUAUGAGAAGAAGAUCUAAGUGGUUUGGGGGAAAAAACAAUGAGAAUUACAUCAAAAUAUUCAUUUAUUAUUUAUUACAAUGAGAAAAAAAUUAAUUUCAUAAGACUACUCGAUAUUGUGAGUGAAAAUAUUAUUUUAGCAGCAUAGCACUGGAAUAUUAAAGACAAAUUCCAUUUAAAAAAACAUUUAGAAAAGUUGAAUAAUGAAGUUGGGGAAAAUAUUUUGGUGAUAUUAUGAAAAAAACAUUCUUUAGCAAAAAAAAAAAUUCAUUUUUUUUCUUGAAAUAAAUAAAACCUUUUAUCAUAUCUUUAUGUUGCUUUCCAAAACACGAAAGCGGACAUUUUUCACCAUGUGGCCCCCCCUCGGUGAAGAAAGUUUGGACACCCCUGACUUAAAAUGAUCUACUUAUGUAAGAACAUUUGACUGAAAUGUCAUUUUUUUUUUUUUUUGUGCCUGGUAAGAAAAAAUAAGAAUUUUGGGCUUGAAUUUCAGGGAUUUCAUUUUGCUCGGAUGUCGGAGUCUUUUGCCGUGUCGCAGGGUUGGGCGACCAUGCCGAUGCCAACCUGCAGUAUUUCAUCCAGACUGCUGUGGUGCAAAAUUCUAAAAAAAGAAAUUGACUUAAGUGUUUUUUCAUACAUUUUAACGUGUGAAUCCUCACUGUGCAGUUUUUGAAGGACACGGCGUAUGACCUUCACACUCUUGUCACACUUCCUGACUUCAUGUUUUUUUUCCAGAUUCAACCCGUGCCUUGUUUCUCGGAUGCAGUCGCUCGAGUGCAGUCACCUUACGUACUUAAGUCACCCAGCUCUCACUUAAACAGGCCGCACGUCCGUAAAGGAGCCCGUCGGGUGGCGGCCACGGCCGACGUUGCACGUUGAAGCUUAUUGAGUCACAGAUACUUGAUGUCACCUGUUGGGGUUUUUGGGGAGGGCGCAUCUGUAAAUAACAUUGGCUGGUCAGCGUAGCUCGCACCUCACCGGGAGGGAGCUUUGAGAUCCAGAAGGGGUUUGGAACAUCUUGACAUACGAGAAGGUCACAUCCAUGACACGCUAGCCCAAAGUGUACCUGGCUGGAACCACUUGCUUUAAGACUUGUAGUUGCGUGUUCGCUGCUGACGUGGUCUCGUGAUCAUCACAGUUGCCUUUGUCGCAUGAAGAUUCUCUACGUGGUUUUUUUUUUUUUGUUGUUGGUUUUUGUCGCUGGUGAUAUUGUGGUCGAUGCUGUCGUGCUUUUUGGAUUUAAAAAAUGGAAUUAAAAAAAAAAAAAGCCAAAAACGUUUGUUUUGAGGAAAAAAAAAUGUGCACAGGUGAUUUGAUUUUGUAUGUUGUUUUUAGGGAAACGUGUUUACACCUGUAACUGAAAAUGGACAUUGCACAUAUAUACUGUAUAUAGAAAUAAAUGCAUAUAUCAGCCGGC
Molecule: messenger RNA, 10609 nt
Organism: Doryrhamphus excisus (bluestripe pipefish)
Lineage: Eukaryota; Metazoa; Chordata; Actinopteri; Syngnathiformes; Syngnathidae
Source: RefSeq, a predicted model, not a curated record